Podarcis raffonei (Aeolian wall lizard) is the source of this 2435-nucleotide messenger RNA. RefSeq names its product forkhead box protein D1-like. NCBI's taxonomy places the organism in Eukaryota, Metazoa, Chordata, Lepidosauria, Squamata, Lacertidae. Gene Ontology annotation, molecular function: RNA polymerase II cis-regulatory region sequence-specific DNA binding; DNA-binding transcription factor activity, RNA polymerase II-specific. The transcript has a single exon. The record is from RefSeq and is a predicted model, not a curated record. Gene Ontology annotation, biological process: cell differentiation; regulation of transcription by RNA polymerase II; anatomical structure morphogenesis. Bases 590 to 1258 code for a protein of 222 amino acids.
ACAACACUGGGCUCUAAAUAGUUUCAGGGGUCACCUCUGUCAAAGAUGAUUGACUGAGGCAGUCAGUCUUAGGCAGGACCUUAGGCAGCCUUCUGCCCGCGUUGCUGAUGCAGCUGCACGUCCAGUUGCACAUCCACUAUCAAAGUCCGUUCUAGUCCAGUGCUCUGCCGAUAGGAAUAGGGACACACAUCUUCAACCCUGAUGGUGACCAGUUUGCUCAUGACAGCUGGACCUACUUUCCGUGUUGUGUUCACAUUUGGGAGGAGAGAUGGCAACCUGCAGGUGUUGCACCCAUGUCGCCCUUGUCGGUGAGACGUGAUCCGUUUCCCCAGUUGCCUAUUGCUGUAUAUAUCCUGUUUUAUGUUCAGAACCUCACUAAUGAAAGAAAAACCGCGUGUGCUUUGAUUUCCAACUCGUGUUCCCCACCAUUGCUCAUUCAAGUGGCAGCCAAUGCGCAGCAGGAUCCCUCCCUCCCUCCCUCUUCCAGGGUAAGGAAAGUCCCCGCGGGUCUCCCUGGGCAGAGCGAGCGAGCGAGAGGCGGCUUGGCGCGGGUUUCUCCUCCGGGCCGGCUGCGCGGACUUUGCUCGCAAUGAGUCUCCGUCGUGAGGAGGCAGCUUUCGAGCAGCUCCGCUGCCCGGGCUCCGAUGGGGAAGAAGAGCUCGCCGUCUCGGGCAGCCGGCCGUUGCUCCGCGGGCAGGAGGCGUCCGGCGGCGGGGGCGCGGCGGGGGCCCCGGCCAAGCCGCCCUACUCCUACAUCGCGCUGAUAGCCAUGGCCAUCGCGCAGAGUCCGCGGCAGAAGCUGUCUCUGAGCGGGAUCUGCGCCUUCAUCCGCGGCUGCUUCCCCUACUACGGCGAGCGCUUCCCCGCCUGGCGAAACUCCAUCCGCCACAACCUGUCGCUCCACGACUGCUUCGUCAAGGUGCCCCACGAGCCCGGCCGCGCCGGCCAAGGCAGCGACUGGAGCCUGCACCCGGCCGCGCAGGGCAUGUUCCGCCACGGCAGCUUCCUCCGCCGCCGGAGGCGCUUCAGGCGGCCCCCGCUGCCUUCCCCGGCCGCCCCCGGCGCCGGGACCCCACUCCUCCUCCCGCCGCCGCCGCCGCCCGGCUCCGUGCUGCCCGGCGGGGAGCGGCCCCCGGGGGCGGAGGGGGGCCUUGGCCGCGGCCCCCGCAGUUGCUCCUUCAGCAUCGAGAGCAUCCUGAGGGGCCCCUCGCCGAUCCCCACCCGAGGAAGGGCAGCCGCGCGCCCGGAUCGCCGCUGAGGGAUGCGAGCGGUGCUAGCUCGGAUUGGAGCCCGAAGUGCAGACGCUCAGGCGCCUCUGUUCCUGCACAGACUCACUUUCUGGUGCUGCUCCUCCUCCAGGAGGUUUUCUGCCGACCUCCCCAUCUCAACUGGUCUGGGAUUUAGGGAGGGUUACUCUUGGACAUGAAGUGUUCACAGCGCCGAAGAUCUGAAGAAAGGCAGUCUAGUACUUCCUGAUGUUUUAAAAUAACUCAACAAAAAGACUUUACUGUAGUAUGUUUGUAAAAUGGCUAUGAUGUGAUAAACCUGUUAGUCUUUAAAGUGCCACCAGGUCUCUGUUGAUUACCUCUCCGGUUUAUUCUGCUUUAUUAGAUGUUCAGUGACCACAUUGUUGUACAGAGGGGCUAAAAAUCGCAACAAAAGCAAACAUUUGGUAUGAAAAGUUGCAGGAUUUCAACAGGAAGUUCAGAUAUGCAUUGACUGGAAAUUAAGCAGCAUAACUGCCUGAAAACCUUUAUAGGUGCAAAAAGUUUUGAAAGCAGGGUCGUAUAUGACCAUCCCAAUGACGUGAGCACAAAGCAUCAUGAAUUGCACAAUAAGAAGGGCAACUGAAGAGUCCCUAACUGCGCUACCACAGUUUGAUGUUCUGAGAAAUCUACUAUCAUCACUUGCCUGUGCAAAUUAAUCAAAAGUAGAAACAAAAUUGAGAAUCACCCCAUAUCAGUUUACCAAAGAUUUUAAAAUGCCAAAUGGAUGUUAGACAUAUAUAAAUAGAAAGUCCAGCUAAAUAUUUAUUACAUGUGACCUCGGUUAUUGGAAUUUGCUGUAGUGCAUUGUUGAAGUGAUGUCUUGUUUGGGACUCAGAUAAAAUUUCUUUCUGUCUGAUUUUUAAUAGCGAUUCGUUUAUUGGACUGGGGGGGGAAUUCAUUCAUUUGCUGGUUGGUGCUGGCCAUAAAAGUCAUAUUAAUUGGUUAACUAGUUAAAAAGAUAUUGGUUGGGUUUUUUAAAAAUGACAACAGCAUCAUUAAAUUGGUGGCUGAUUGCUCUGGUAUGAAGCAUUUAUUAUUAUUAUUCUAGCAGACUUUUAAUUCAGUUCUGAUUUUAUGGUUUAAUCUCCUGUAUCCCACUUAGAGGUGAUUGUGAUCAAGCUGUAUACAAUUAAUGAAAUACAAUAAAUAAAAAUCUGAUGUGGAGUA